AUGGCUUUGGAACCUAUCAAUUGCUCCGCUCAUGCAAGAGACAUCGAGGACGUCUAUCAGAAAAUCGUCAGAGAUUCAGACCCAGACACAACAUGGAUGAUCAUCUCGCCAAACGCACAAAAGGAGUACCUACCGGAAACCACAGGCUCUGACUUUUCAGAGUUCUUGGGCUCGUUCGACGAGACUAAAGUCCAGUAUGGUUUCGCCAGAAUUACGCCACCAGGCUCAGAUGUAGGCAAAAAUAUCUUGAUUGGUUGGUGUCCGGAUUCCGCAGCAAUGAAGUCAAGAGCCUCCUUUGCUGCUAACUUCGGUGUCGUCGCCAACACCGUCCUAAAGAGUUACCACGUUCAAGUCUCCGCUAGAGACUCCGAUGAUUUGGCAGAAAGGGACAUUCUGAAGAGAAUUAGUGACGCUGCAGGCGCUCGUUACUCAAUCCAAUCCUCAGACUCGAAUUCUGCUGCUUCUAAACCUCGUUCCUCAGUUGCUUCAAAACCAGCUCCUAUCUUCAACAAACCGAAACCAACACCUGUUGUCAACACUCCAAAACCAGCUGUCUCGAAACCUGCUAACAAUGAUGACGAUUGGGACGAACCAGAGGUCGAAGAAAGAGACUUCUCAGCAAAUCCAUUGAAACCAAACGCUUCCACUUACAAACCAAUCGGCAAAGUUGACCUACAAAAAGUCAUCGCUGAAGAAAAAGCCAAAGAAGAUCCACGUCUUGUCCAUAACGGACCUGUAGUUGGAACCAAGCCUCCUAUUAAUGUUGGUGCUGCAUCUACCCAGAGUGACAGUGACCACUUGGUCAAGGGUUUUAAGACAGAAAAGAGUCCUGCUGAGCUUUGGGCUGAAAAGAAGGCUGCUAAAUCAGGCUCUACUACUACUCAAAGGGAAGCACCUCAACAGCAACAAAAUGCUUCACAAGAAGAAGAUACAGAAGAGCAUUUAGAAGAGGUCGAUGAACUAAAAUCGAAAUUCGAAAAAUUGUCCGCAAAUGCUGAACCUCAAGUCAUAACACCAAAGCCAUUCUCAAAACCGCAACAAGUAGAAGAGAUACCUUCCAAGACAAACAUCAAGAUGACGGGAACUCCAUUACCUGGCAUGCAUAAUGAAGAACCAGAAAAAGACGAAGAAGAUAACAACGAUGAUGAUUGGAAUGACGAUGAAGAACAAGAACAAGCUCCACAACCUCUACCACCUAGAAACGUUAGACCAGAGCAAGAGCAAGAGCAAGAACUAGAAGAGCAAGAACCAGAACAAGAAGAAGAAGCUGAUGUCCCCCCACCACCUUUACCAUCGAGAGAACAAGUACAAGAGCCAGAACCGGAAGCCACUUUACCUUUACCAGCCAGGGAGUCAUCUGCUCCACCUCCACCACCACGAAAGGUUGCAACUCAAGAGAAACCUGCGUUGGCUACUGCUGUUGCCGAAUACGAUUACGAUGCUGCCGAAGACAACGAAUUAACCUUUGUUGAAGGUACGAAGAUCAUCAAUAUCGAAUUUGUUGAUGAUGAUUGGUGGUUAGGUGAAAAUGGCACAACUGGUGAAAAGGGUCUGUUCCCAGCUAACUAUGUUUCUUUAGAAAACUAA
Molecule: messenger RNA, 1587 nt
Organism: Tetrapisispora phaffii CBS 4417
Lineage: Eukaryota; Fungi; Ascomycota; Saccharomycetes; Saccharomycetales; Saccharomycetaceae
Gene: ABP1
Product: Abp1p
Exons: 1
Coding region: 1-1587 (528 amino acids)
Biological process (GO): regulation of actin filament polymerization
Cellular component (GO): actin filament; plasma membrane; site of polarized growth
Molecular function (GO): actin filament binding
Source: RefSeq, a predicted model, not a curated record